GGGCGGCGCCCAGGGGCUGCUCCUCCCGCGGGGGUCGCGGGCGCUCGGCACCCACCCCAAGAAGGAGCCGAUGGAGGCGCUGAACACAGCGCAGGGCGCCCGUGACUUCAUCUACAGCUUGCACUCCACCGAGCGGAGCUGCCUGCUGCGGGAGCUCCACCGCUUCGAGUCCAUCGCCAUCGCCCAAGCAUUCAGGUAUCCUAAACCACUGGUACCACUUGAGAAGCCAGCAGAGGAGGUAGAGUCACCAGAGUCGACCAGUGCAUUUGAGAAGUUGGAGGUUGCGCCACCAUCUCCAGGACAACUGAGACAUGUGUUCUUCCACAAUGCAUUACCUUUUGUAGGGUUUGGAUUUUUGGAUAACGCAAUUAUGAUUGCUGCGGGAACCCAGAUAGAAUUGUCAAUUGGAGUUGUCUUAGGAAUUUCAACUAUGGCAGCUGCAGCUUUGGGAAACCUUGUUUCAGAUUUAGCUGGACUGGGUCUUGCAGGUUAUGUAGAAGCUUUGGCUUCACGACUGGGUCUGUCAAUCCCUGACCUGACACCCAAACAAGCUGACAUGUGGCAGACCCGUCUCAGUGCACACUUGGGUAAAGCUAUUGGAGUGACCAUUGGCUGCAUUUUAGGAAUGUUUCCCUUGUUGUUCUUUGGCGAGGAGGAAGAAAAACUGGAAGAAAAAUAAUAAUCUUUUUACAAGACAUAUACAAAUGUAAACUACUGUACCUCAAUUAUUCAAUUAUACUGUCAAUAUUUAGGAAUUAACAGACAGUAAAAAAAUGUAUAGACUUGGGAACAAAACCUUCAGCAUGUCAUUUUAUGGAAACACUAAUUUAUUGUGGCCUUGUUGUGUUCAGUACUUCUUUUUAUAAGAUAUCAUCUAACUUUUUAUUUAAUUGUAAAUUUUUGAAGUGUUUUCACUUAUGGCAAGAUGUUUACCACUUUCCCCUUUGAACUUAUUCUUUAAUGGAUUAUUACUUCAAUAAUCCACCAUGGAUGACAGUAUCACUCUUGAGUUGCAUAUUGGUUGCUUAACAGUUGUAAUCACAUGACAGAAAUAUCACUGGUAGUCCUUCCGUGCAGAUUAUUAAGAAGGUUAGUGUGAGUAAUUUGAAGUCCCUCACUUUUCAAGGUCACUGGUUGCCCCUCACCAGCCAUCAUUUUACACUGCCUUAGAUUAGAUAUUUUAGUGAUCUUUGACAGUAUAGGUUCAUUUUUUUUCACAAUUCUGACUUAAGUGUCUCUGAAUUGUCUUUUGAGAUGAUCAUGUUGAUGCUUUGACAAGGUAAGUGUUUCCAGUGUAGGCUCUCUACCAAGUCCAUUUCUAAAGUGUUUUAACACCUUCUAUAUUUCCAUAUUCAUGCCUUUUUUUCCUUUCUAAACAUAUUUUGCUAAUUGAGUUGAAAUAUCCUUGUAUUUGUCUUCCUGUGGUUUGAGUGUGAUAUUAAAGAAUUCAAACCAACUGUUUCAAAACCACAAAGAACUUUUUAAAUUGUUCUGCUUAAAAUAAGGUGUGACUAGUUGAUUGGGUAGAUGAGGCCAGGGAACAGUUCAGGGUAUGAAUGAAUGCUAGCAUUACAAGUUUGUACUGAGUGGUUCAGUUGAAAUGGUAAGUGUACCAUCAGUCUGGAUUAGAGGAUUUGAUGAUAAUACCUUUGUGUUUAAGAUUAAGCCUUUGCUACAUUUUUUUUUUUUACUGAGACAAUUACUUAUAAAAACUAGGCAACAGAAAUAGGAGAAUCCAGACCUUUUUACUUUUUUUACAUUUGUUUUUGCAGCCUUACUUGGCAUAAUAUAGACCUGACAGUGCAGUAUCAUGUAACUGCUUUUUUCUAUAUGGUUAUGAAUAAAAUGAUGACAACUAUUGAAUAGUCAUAAUAUUUCAGGAUCUUACUUGCUAAUAGCAUAAUGCUAAAUUGCCAAUUGUCUCUUAGGUUUCUUACUUGUUUGAAUACCAUUUGGAAAAGCCACUAAAAAUUGGCACAGCCAGGGCACUUUGAAAGUUUUAUUGCUGAAAUUGCUAGCACUUCUGAAACCUAGAAAGAAAUGCUAAAAAAAAAAGUCCCUUGAUGAUUUUUAUUUGCUGUAGGAAAAGUCUUACUGUAACAUGUGUGUAUUUUACAAAGCUCGUUGCUUAUCUCAUUGUUAUAAAUCUGACUUCUCUGUUCUGAUUUCUAAAAGCCCUUUAACAGCAAUACUGAAACUAACUUUAAUGAAGGUGACACUUGUAUCUGUUUCUUAAGAAACAGAUGUUGACAGUUUGGAGUGAGUAGUCGUAAUAGUAUGUGCUGUACUUCGCACAUUAAACCAUGAAAAUCUGGACCAAGAUGUAAAACUGAAUGAAGGCUCAGCCAAGCAUCAAACACAAAUGCAGAGGAGUUUUGGCUUGCACUUCAAAGGUGGAAGCUUUGUUAAAAUAAAAUUAAAUAAAACAAUAAAAAACAACAACAAACCCCACAACUCUUAACAAAAAACCAAAAAACCCCAACCCACAAAAACAAUCCAGAAAGGCAGUUAUGUGCUCUUUCACCAACAGAUUGCUUCAGUACUUCAGUGUUCAGAAGUAUUUUUACUCAUUUAUCCCACAUUUAUCUUGCCUUAAACUUCUAACUUUUCUGCCUGUCCAUGCAUUUUUUGUUUCUAUACAAAGCUGUUUGUAUUUCCCACGUUUUUCUUAAACUGAAGUACCAGUCAAAGCAAUUUUGCAUAGCUUCUUUUGUCACUGUUUUUACAAAUAUUUCAACACUGUUUCCCAUUACGAUACUGGCAUCUUGAUUGGAAUCUUCUAGCAGUGGCCAAAUCACUGUUCUUUGGCAUUGUUCCAUCAGAACACUGUUUUCAUCACUCUAUUACAGCUCAUGAGAACAAUUGGAAGGUUGUGCCAGCUGUCACAGUAGUAUUUGUUUUAUAAUGGCAAUAGGAAAGGCUGUGUACUAUUGUUAAAUAGCUUGUGCAUGUAAAUUGAGUACCUUUUGUUGCUGUAUGUCAAACUAUUGUACUGCAACCAGUGCUUUUAUUGAGAAUCAAUGAACUAAAAUAUCUUGAAAGAAGUUAAUCAUGUGUCGUCUUGUUAAACUGUUUAGUUGACCACAAAAAUGUGGAGGGCAAGUGACACAUGGUAAGAAAUAUUGGGUAUUUCAGUCUGAUACCAUAAAGAAGAAGGUGACUUCUGGGGGUUCAGUAUUCUAUAAAGGUGAAGAAUAACUUGUGGUGUGAAAGGAUUAGUAGUGCUGCUGGAAGCUCAGAGAAAGUGCUUGUUGGGGCCAAGCUGCCCCCCUGAGAACCAGGUUGUUUCCUUUGGAUACAGGAUCCUUGCCUGUGUGAACGUGAGACUGCUUUGUGUGGAAGGGAACAUCUGUGCCUGAUCUGUGCCCUGUCUCUCCACAAGGAGAGUGGCUUUUUCUGGGGUAUAUGGAUGAAAGUAAUCCCUGAUGCUCUGAUCACUUUUACUAAAAACCUGAGAAGACAGAGUCCCCUUUAUUUUCUGAUAUCUUCUCCCUCCUUGAUAAAAGGAAAAAUUAAACACUUCAGGCUUGUUCAGAGACUUCAGUAUUGCUCUAUUUUUUUUUAUUCUAUCAGUUUGUCCUGUAUUAACAGGAAUUGUUUUUGCCUUGAAGGGCUGGUAGACCUGAAAUUCUGUUUGAAAUACUGUCUUCUAUUGUAACUUAAAUUAUAAAUGUAUUUUUGACUGUAUGUUAUCUCUAGGAACAAAGAACAUGCAUCUGAUAAUAGGGUUACUCAAAUCUUCUUGCCAGUGUUUUCUCAUGCAUGUAUUUUACAUAAAUUAUUUGAAUUCAGGCAACA
Pseudopodoces humilis (Tibetan ground-tit) is the source of this 3798-nucleotide messenger RNA. The record is from RefSeq and is a predicted model, not a curated record. NCBI's taxonomy places the organism in Eukaryota, Metazoa, Chordata, Aves, Passeriformes, Paridae.